This is a messenger RNA of Scedosporium apiospermum, 1458 nucleotides long. RefSeq lists its product as uncharacterized. The transcript is spliced from 4 exons. NCBI's taxonomy places the organism in Eukaryota, Fungi, Ascomycota, Sordariomycetes, Microascales, Microascaceae. Gene Ontology annotation, biological process: protein transport to vacuole involved in ubiquitin-dependent protein catabolic process via the multivesicular body sorting pathway. The coding region runs from base 1 to 1458 and encodes 485 amino acids. The record is from RefSeq and is a predicted model, not a curated record. Gene Ontology annotation, cellular component: late endosome membrane; ESCRT II complex. Gene Ontology annotation, molecular function: ubiquitin binding; phosphatidylinositol-3-phosphate binding.
AUGUUUCUUAAAAGUAUAGACCUCACCACCGCACUUCGCCCUUCGUAUCUCCCCGAUGAAGUGCUCCUCUUUGUCCAGGACAAUGUUGGCCUCUAUGAGGGGAAAUACAAACUUCCCAAUCAUCAGAAUGGCCAGGUCUAUCUAACGUCUCAUCGAAUAUGCUACGUAGAUAGGGAUCAGCCACGGAAAUACUCGGUUGCCUUGGAACUGAAAGAGGUUGAGCGCUAUGAGUUCUACUCGGAGUUCGACACUGUCAGCUUUGAACGCAGCGACCCCGACCCUGUCUCCCCGGCCGAUACCUUCAAGUCCAAAACCAACGGCUCCUGUGCUCAAUCACCGUUCCUCGAAUGCCGGCGCAAGAGGUCCAGCUGCCGACACUGGACGGAGUCACCGGGACCGGUGCUAGUUAAUGGGCCUUCGAAGUCCGACACGUUGAAUCGCAUCAAAGUGUCCUUCCGCGGCGGCGGUGAGAAGAUAUUCUACGAGCGAUUAAAAGGAGCCAUGACCCAAAGAAAAUGGCUCUUGCAUGGAGCGCCCCCGAUUCCGAAGGGCACUCGAGGCGGAGACGAGACCACUUUGACAGCUAGACCUGGACCGGGAGCUGAUGGAAGGCCCGUGACCAAAGCGGCGGGCAUCGCGGCACUCGAACAAAGGGGACUGGAUAUGCGAAAGAAUAACGAGCUUGUGAUUGGCGAUGCGUUUGAGGACCUCGAGUCCCUGAUGGCAUCCGCCAAGGAGGUCGUGGCGCUGGCGGAGCAAUUCGCGAGGCAGGUUAACGGCACGGGCGGCGGCGCCGCUCUCGAAGCCAGUGCUCUCGUAAAUCAGCUAGGCCUUGUGACAACCAAGGACAUCGUCGGCGGAAGCAGUUCCGAAUCCUUAUAUCUCUCCGAACUCGCCCGCAACCUCGCCGAGUUCUUGACGGAUGAUUCCCGCGGCGUGCUGAAGAAAGCGGGAGGAAUCAUCAGCCUUGUCGAUCUCUGGGCCACAUUCAAUAGGGCGCGAGGGGGCGUCGAGCUGGUUAGUCCCCGCGACUUUGAAAAGGCGGCGAGAAUGUGGGAGACGCUCAAGCUGCCGGUGAGGCUGAGGACAUUCAAGAGCGGCGUCAUGGUGGUCCAGAGCCACGAUCGUACUGACGAGACUACUAUCGCGGCCAUAUUAGAGUGGGUGCAAGACUUGCACGAGUUUCCUCCGGAGAAGGAGGUGUCGUGGGAUUGGCAUCAGUUCGGCGUCGGUGUUACGGCGCAGGAUGCGGCCCAGCGCUUCGGUUGGAGCCUUGGGGUGGCUGAGGAGGAGCUCGAAAUGGCGGAGGAGAAGGGGGCGCUCUGCCGAGAAGAGGGCAUAGAGGGUCUGAAGUAUUGGAAGAACUACAUCGAUACUGGUGAUAUAAAACUUCCAGAUCCUGAAGAGGACAUGGCCAAACAGUUCGAGAGAGCCCUACGAGAAAGCGGUAUCCUAUAG